Fragaria vesca subsp. vesca is the source of this 744-nucleotide messenger RNA. RefSeq lists its product as uncharacterized. The record is from RefSeq and is a predicted model, not a curated record. NCBI's taxonomy places the organism in Eukaryota, Viridiplantae, Streptophyta, Magnoliopsida, Rosales, Rosaceae. Bases 1 to 744 code for a protein of 247 amino acids. The transcript has a single exon.
AUGACAUUAAUACUUGUUCUUCUGGUUUAUACUGAGACCAACUCAAACCAUUACCAAACCCAGCAGCCAAUGCUAUUCCAUUACCACAAUGGCCCUCUUCUCACCGGCAAAAUAUCCAUCAAUUUAAUCUGGUAUGGCAAAUUCAAGCCCUACCAACGCGCAAUUGUGUCUGAUUUCAUCACCUCUUUUUCUUCUCCUCCAUCCAAUGCCACAUUAUUAAACCAACCCUCUGUUGCUACAUGGUGGAAAUCCAUAGAGAAAUACUACCACCACACCAAUGCCAAGAAAACCUCAUCUCUUUCCCUCUCAUUGGGUACUCAAAUCCUUGAUGAAAGCUACUAUCUUGGCAAGUCCGUAUCUCUUGGAACACACAUUAAGAAGUUGGCAGCCAAGGGUGCCCAUACUAAUGCCAUCAAUGUUGUCCUUACCUCAUCAGAUGUCAUUAUAGAUGGGUUUUGCUCUAACAAAUGUGGCACACAUGGGUAUUCAAGAAGCACUUUCAUUAGAGGCAAGAGCCCCAACUUCGUUUACAUCUGGGUCGGAAACUCCGAGACGCAGUGCCCUGGUCAAUGUGCUUGUCCAUUCCAUCAGCCAAUUUAUGGUCCACAAACUCCACCUUUGGUUGCACCCAACAACGAUGUGGGUAUGGAUGGCAUGAUCAUAAACCUGGCUAACCUUUUAGCUGGGACUGUGACAAACCUUUUUGGAAAUGGGUUCUACCAAGGUCCUAAAGAGGCUCCAUGA